AUGGCGCGCGGGAGGCCGCGGCCGAUCGCCGAGCUCGCCCGCCGCGUGCGGGCCCUGCGCGAGCAGCGGGAGCGGCCGCGGGACGCGCCGCGCCGCGCGCUGGACCCCGAGGCGCUGCCCGCCCGGGCGCGGCCCGACGCGCGCCGCGAGAGCCGCCUGCUGCCGCUGCUGCGCCGCCUGCCGCUGCUCGGCCUGGGCCGCCUGGUCACGCGCAAGUCCUGGCUGUGGCGGCACGACGGCCCGAGCUACUGGCGCCUCACGCGCGUGCGGCCCGACGGCGCGGCGCAGGGCCUGGACGGCGGCAGGGCCUGGGGCGUCCUGACCUUCAGAGGCAGGACGGAGCGCGCGCCGCGGGAGAUCGCGCAGGCCGCGCACCACGACUGGCGGCUGGUGCCCAGGCACGCCGAGGCGGCCUUCACCGCGCCCGCGCCCGCGCCCGCGCCCGGCCCCCGCGCCGCGCCCUACCCGCCGCUCCUGCGCGCCAUGAUCCUCGCCGAGCGGCAGAAGAGCGGGGACCGCGGCGCGGAGGAGCCGGCGCUGAGCCUGGGGCGCGCCCCCGGGGACCCCUGGGACUACCCCGCGCCGCCGGGGCGCAGGCGGGCCGGGGGCGCGCCCGUCUAG
Messenger RNA from Talpa occidentalis (Iberian mole), 621 nucleotides. RefSeq names its product mitochondrial ribosomal protein S34 (gene MRPS34). Gene Ontology annotation, cellular component: mitochondrial small ribosomal subunit; mitochondrion. The transcript is spliced from 3 exons. Gene Ontology annotation, molecular function: structural constituent of ribosome. Bases 1 to 621 code for a protein of 206 amino acids. The record is from RefSeq and is a predicted model, not a curated record. Lineage: Eukaryota; Metazoa; Chordata; Mammalia; Eulipotyphla; Talpidae. Gene Ontology annotation, biological process: mitochondrial translation.